GCGCCUGUAUCGGAAGCGAAGCGGAGUUGUAGGCCAGUUUCAGCGAUAAUAGCAGCCACUUGUCGGCUAGCUGAUGCCGUGGCAAGUUCAAUUCUGUAUUCCAUGAGACAAUACCAUUCUCAAAAAUACUAUAGACAUUAACAUUCUACAUUACAAAAUUUACAAAUCUUUACAAAUCAUCCAGUUGUUUAUAGUUAUGUCAAUCCAAAGCAGUUAUCUACUUUCAAAUUAAACGCUACACGUUUGUACAUAUUUACGCUAGUGUACAUUACAAAAUGUUUCUGAUAUAUUUCAAAUGAUUUCAAAAUUCUACUAAGAUAAACAAUGGACAUGACAGUAAAGGAUAUAAGUGGAGGAACCAGAUGGGUCUGUCCAAACGAUAGACAUUUGUCAUUGAGAGCAAAGUUGCAAACAGGUUGGUCUGUAAAGACUGGCUCUCUAGAUUCAAAAUGGGGUACUUACUCUAAUUCUUACUCAAGUGGCACUAAUCGAUGUGCACAAUCAUUUGUACUUACUGAGGAGGAACAACAGACAAUUAUACAGGUCAUUCAGAGAGCAGAAGCUUUAAAUUUAUCAGAACAGGAAAGAAUUGGUAGAUUAGUAGAAAGAUUGGAGAAUAUGAAACGCAAUGUCUGUAUAGUCACUACAACAAGAUUAAACGAAAGGAGAAGAUGUAGUAGCAGAUGCUUGAACAGUGCACACUGUGUGUGUUCUUGCGCACUUUGUGGUGAAAAAUUUGGUGCAGUAUUAGGUGCAUCAGCAAAUCUCUGUAAAGAUUGUCGAAAAUACAUAUGUCAGAAAUGUGGUAUUGAGACUAAUGAAUUAAAUUCAAUACUUACGAAUGUCUCCACAACAAGAGAAAGAACACAAGAAAGAACAGCUAUGCAACGAAUUGUUAGUAGAUCUAGUAGUGGUCAGAGGCAAUUUCUUUGUCGAAUCUGCGCUGAGAGUAGAGAAAUGUGGAAGAAAAGUGGCGCUUGGUUUCUCAAAGGAAUGCCAAAAUAUAUUUUACCCGAGAAAAAGGAACGUGGAUGGUCAAGAUCUAUUCACAAGACAUCCACUUGGACAAUUGGAGGUAAUAAAUCCCUUGAAUCUGCAGAGCCUCAAGAUUCUUCUUCUGAUGAAGAAGUAACACGACGCCUAGCUUUAGCUCGAGGGCAGUCUGAUUCACUGUCAAGCUUACAAAGAAAUCAAGAUAGUAUUACUACCAAAACUUAUUCAUCAUCAUCAAAUUCUGCUCAACCAACUAGUAGUACAUCUAAAUCGCGAGGGCAACGCCUCUCACCAUUAAAUAGCCGUGAGGAAUGUUUAGAUCAGUUAGACAGAUCUACCCUUUCUAUUACUUCUCAAUGUAGUCGUCUUUCACCAUCUCCUACAAGCCCUCGUUCACGAAUAUCUCUAAAAGCUAGCAGCAAUGAUUCUCAAACCGAACAGCAUGUUUCGUUUGAAGAUGAAAUUAUCGAUGACAAGAACAAAAAGCUCGAGGAUAUUAAUGAAGCUACUUGUAAAUUAGAGAUCAAUUUAUGUGAUCAACCAAAAAGCUCUCAGAUACUAUCUUUCAGAUCGAAUUUUACAACAGUUCCAAUGAUACCAACAACGACAAUGACAAUUGUGUCAAUGGAACAAGUUCCAGAACAGUCUCAGGUCUAUGAGAAAUGUAUAGAUCAGGAAAGAAACCAAUCUUCCUCAGAACAAGGGAAUCUUCAUAGCAACAAUCAAAUUGAUUUAGUACGACAACAAACACCAGAAUAUGAAACGAGACAAAAUUAUGGAACUCUAGAAGUCACUUUGCGAUACGACCCAACAACUCAAUGUCUCCAGUGCAAAGUGGAACGAGCACGAGGUCUGCAACCAAUGGAUAUUCAUGGCCUUGCCGAUCCGUUCUGCAAACUCAACAUAUUACCAGUUGACAUAGUUGCGACCACGAAGCGACUUCGAACAAAAACGGUCCACAAAACACGGGAUCCGGAAUUCAAUGAGACUCUAAAUUUCUAUGGAACAACGGAAACCGAUAUAUGGAAUGGCAAGGCACUACACAUCUUAAUACUUCAGGAUGAUCCAGCAGGUCAAGAUUUCCUGGGAGAAGCAAAAUUUCCUCUGCAUGAAUUACAACCGCAUCAAACAAAACAUUACAAUGUUCCAUUACAAGAUCACUAUGCAGUGGACAACGAAGAAGCAGCUUGGGGCGUGAUUUCCAGUGGACGAGGACAGAUUCAAGUGAGUCUAAGUUACUGUACAAGACGGCGAGCAUUGACGGUCACAAUUCAUCGAGCUACAAAUCUUCUUCCUAUGGACAGUAACGGAUUUUCUGAUCCAUUCGUCAAGCUGUGCCUUAUAGAGAACGUGACAAACAAUCAUCGACAACGUGUCUUCGACUAUUCAAUCGCACGUAUUACUGCUAAAAAGCUAGUAUCAAAGAAAACCACAAAUCGCAAUGCGCAAAGUACAACAAUCAAAUGGAAAACUUUAAAUCCAGAGUGGAACGAAGAAUUUACUUUUGCUACUCGAUUAACAGAUCUUAUGAAAUUCACAUUAUAUCUCACAGUAUGGGAUAAGGAUUUUGGCAAAAGUAAUGACUACCUUGGUGGACUUGAACUAAGUUGUAAUAGCAAAGGAGCACGAUUACGACAUUGGAUAGACGUAAUCAAAUUCCCAGACCACCGUCAUCGAGCUUGGCAUAACUUAAUUGAUACUAUUUUGCCUAUAGAAUGAUAAUUUAUAUUUUUACUCUUGUUAUUGUGUUAUUCAACAUGUUUUAAUAAGAUCUAUAUAUUCGGUAUGCAUAAUAAUCUACAAAAUAUAAUUUAUUUACAUGCGAUUCAUACAAUUGCUCAAAAUGUACUAUUCUACAAAAAAAAUGACAGAAAAAUAAAGACAUUAUAUUACAUAUAGGAAAC
Molecule: messenger RNA, 2897 nt
Organism: Bombus impatiens (common eastern bumble bee)
Lineage: Eukaryota; Metazoa; Arthropoda; Insecta; Hymenoptera; Apidae
Product: rabphilin-1
Exons: 10
Coding region: 325-2712 (795 amino acids)
Biological process (GO): intracellular protein transport
Molecular function (GO): small GTPase binding
Source: RefSeq, a predicted model, not a curated record